Mytilus trossulus (common blue mussel) is the source of this 714-nucleotide messenger RNA. RefSeq lists its product as uncharacterized. The coding region runs from base 43 to 669 and encodes 208 amino acids. The record is from RefSeq and is a predicted model, not a curated record. The transcript is spliced from 4 exons. NCBI's taxonomy places the organism in Eukaryota, Metazoa, Mollusca, Bivalvia, Mytilida, Mytilidae.
UUCUCUACUGGCAAUGUGUUAAAGAUUAAGUAACUGAAAGACAUGAAAGACAUGAGUUACAUAUUACUAUUCAUUAAUGCUAUUGUUGUAGCACUAAUGGCCAUGUACGUUUUCGAGAAUGAAAGAAGAAUGAGGGAACUUUCCACAGACCAGGAACUGUCAACUUUAGAAAAAGAACUCAAUGUGUUAAAAUUAGAAAGGAAGAAACUUGAAAUUCGCAAGGCCAUUCAAGAAGAAAAAGAGUAUACAAGUAAAUUACAAGUCAGUAAACAAGCAGCAGACAAAACUCCUCUGGAAGGUUAUGGAAUGAGUUAUCGUUAUUUUGACGAGAUGGCACAGACAUACUGUUUAAGUCAAAUACAGGCUUCAGCAUUUGUUUUUGCUAUAAGACGAGAUUGUCCAGGAAUUGCUCCGACGUGUAACGAUAUCUGCAAAGAUGCUAAAGAUGACAUGCUAAAUGCUAUAAACCAACAACGUAAAGACGUGGCCUGUUUUAAUGCAAUCAACAUUCGUAAAGAUCAUGCAAAACUCCAACUCAAUCCUAAUCAUAACCAACCUGAUGCUGGCAAAAUAAGUAUGAUAACUUAUGGGUACGGGAUUGGAGGAUGUACGUGGACUCCCAACCAUUGUGGACCGAACUACUGUUGCUGCAAAGCUUUCAAUAAUUGAAAUAGAAAAAGAACUGCCCCGAAUGGACGGUAGUUUUUGAAACAA